This is a messenger RNA of Paramuricea clavata, 9530 nucleotides long. The record is from the annotation of a GenBank genome assembly. Lineage: Eukaryota; Metazoa; Cnidaria; Anthozoa; Malacalcyonacea; Plexauridae.
GCGUCGUCUUCGCUCUAUUUUCUCUGCAGCCGAGGUCCGUCGGAACACCUGUUCGAAUGGCGAAUCAAGUUAACAAAGGUUUUACUCCGGAGAUACAAGGAACGGAGUUAAAAUCUACUGUCGUUUCUGUUCCGGGUCAUAAUUUUCAGGAGAAAACUCCAAUGAAAAAUGGUUCGAACAAUAAUCUGCUAAAGUUAGCAGUGGUUCUUCUAGUUAUUUUGGUGACAGCAGUUGUUGUUGUCGGUGUGUAUUAUGCUAAAGAAGUUCGAGAUAACGACGACAACGACACGACAUCAAUACCAACGUGUUUGGACGAUAAUUGCGUUAGAAGCGCUGCAGGUAAAACUGAGGACAAAAUUAUCUCAUUCGAUUCAAACUUUUUUUAUCUAAAAUUGGUCAAGGUCAUUAGAAGUCAGUCUAUUAUUUUUUAUGCUUAAUUGGAGUAUACAUAUAGUUUUACUUACAGUAUCUGGGAGUCACCUGAAGAUUUUAACCAACGAGUAGCAAUAAUUUUUAGGAAGGCCUAUACCCAAAUUUAUUCUUAUCUUCAGUAUUAAUCACUAUCUAGUCUGAAGCAUUGCAUUUAUAUUCGAUAACCAUGUAUAUAUAAACACCUGUAUUCUAACUCAAUUUUGCAAACAAAUUUGGUUUAAUUGAACAAUUCCUGGAAGAAUCAUUAAAGAAAUAGGAUUACAAUCAGUGUCUAUUUACCCAAGAAAUAACGUUCUGUUCAAAACAAAAUGGGAGAGUGAUAAUCUCAUUAGAUCCUUCGAGAAGUUGAUUUUAAUUAAAGUCUCUAACCACCCAUUGCGAUGUAUUGUAUCGAAAAAAUUGGUUUGAAUUCAAGAUUUUGAAUUCAGUUGAAAUUAUAACUAGUUUUUGUAAUUUUCUUAUGUUUCAAUGUUUGGUGAAUGUUUGUUCCUCAGAUUUUGUACAGUUUUUGGAAAGAUUUCAUUUCAUAUCUGUGAGCAUGAAAUAUUAAUUGAAUGUUAAUAUUCAUUGUUGCAUAAAAUUAUUAUGCAGGUAUCCAGUUGAUGUGGGAAGAUUACGUGCAUGUAUGUGGUGAUAGUUUGUGUUAAUAAAAAUAGACUUCGACUUUGUGUUGAAAAUCUUCCUCUUUGCGUAAAUUAAGCUGGUUUCUGACGAUACCCCGUUUCCCAGAUUACAAUUUCAGCGUCAUUAUUAUCUGAUCAACGACAAAUUUAUUAUUUAUGGGCAGGAAAAUUACUAAAUAUUUACUUAAAACAAUAAAUAAAAAAUACAGAAAUAGUUACAAGUAUUUUGGGGAUUUCAAAAGCGACAAAAUGCUUUAUACCGAGCAGGUUGAGCGAAUUGCCCGACUUUUUAAGAAGAAUCUACCUGACUAAACACUUACUGGGGGGUUGUGUUCUCUCCCUCCUCCCCCCCCCCCAGCUUCCUGUCUCGUACCCCUAGGCCUAAUGGUCAGUUUCACUAGCAUAGGCCAUGAUUUCCAUUCGGUCGUGACAGGAUUGUACAUGGCUGACGAUACAAUCUGUUCUUCUAUCAUUUCCAGUGAUACUGGGCUCCAUGAACAGGUCUGCGGAUCCAUGUGAAGAUUUCCAUUCCUUCGCGUGCGGUGGCUGGCAAGCGAAAACCUUCAUACCUACAACUGUGACUGAAGUUCAUAUAUUGUGGAGUAUCAAUAAUGCAAACAAACAGUUCAUGAGAAACCUUUUGGCUGAUCCUGCUACGAAGACAAAGUAUUCAUCGGUAUAUUAUUUGCUCUAAUAAACUAUUAAUAAAAAGGCUUGUUAUACCUUUGACCAAAAUGAGUUAAAUCCUUAUCAGGUGCCUGCUCGUAUAUCCAGACUUUCCAGAUAGCACAUGCAGUCAGGUUAAUUUAAUGGUUCAUUGAUAUCUGUUCAAAAGCCGUGUUUUAUAACUUGGCCUGUCCUGAGCCUUGCUUUACAUGCCUUUGGCUUGUACAUUUGAAAAAACCUACACCUAACCUAACUCUAACCUAGGCCAGAAAGUCUGGGCCCACAGUGACCGUUGUCCCUAGGCCUGGCCUAGAGAGAGGUAACAUAAAAUUGGGGAAGCGUGGGGAGGCGAAUCCUGCCCAGAGGUGUGUUUUACUGGGCUCUAUUACACAGCAGAUGUAAAAAUAUUGAGAAACCACUUUCAGUUUUUAAUUGUGUUUAACUUUAGUCUUAGAUGUGGGGUCUACUGUAUAUAGGUAAAGUUGUACUUUGCAAAAAGGUUGUGUUAUGUGGAAAAUCCCACGUGAAUCCGUUACAAAUAAGUAAUCUCUUUCAAGUAGUUCAGAUACAAACCACUGACAUUGUAUCCGAAUUUAGUCUAUUCUAUCUUCGGUCGAUAAAAAGUAAAACUGGUAACGUUUGAAAAAUUACACCAUUUCCUUACAGAAUCGAGCAGUGAUGAAAACAAUUAAUUACUACCAGACAUGUUUAUCAAAAGCAACAAUCAAUACCCAAGGAGACAAAUAUUUGAAAGAAGUCAUUGCAACCCUUGGAGGAUCUAAUCUUACAAGUCCAAACUGGAAUUCUUCUGAAUAUGAUGUUCAGAAAGCAAUGCUCACCGCCUUCACACAACUUGGUGUUCAGCCUUUUUUCUCUCUUAAUGUGUUUCCUGAUUUUGCUAACUCGUCCAGAAGACGUAUCGCGGUAUGUGUACGACUUGAGCCUCCCUAAUACGGCCACUUGAAGGGGCAGUGCAAAGGCUUCGUAGAGCUGGUUUUCAAAUCUAACAAAUCUUUUAAAGUGUAGAUGACAACCUUGUACAUGUGACAGCACAGGAAGCUGUUCAUGAGCGAUUCUUGGGCAACGAAGAUUUUGAGAACUUUUCAUCAUGUAAAAGAUAAUAAACUUCUUUUCACUUUGACUAGAUUACCGACGGUGGCAUUGUGCUUGCAAGCACUUAUUACGUUGAGAAAAAUUCCACACAAGAUUUUUAUGAAAAGGUAAAUCUUAAUUUCACAGAUUUGACUUUGCUCUAUUAUUUGCUUCCUAAGAGAUUUAUUGAAGGUUCAUUGCAUGGUCUAGUACGUGUUACUGUACGGUAUUUAAACUAACGAAAUUGUUCAAGGAUUAUUCAAAAUCAAACUUUGGUAAAUCCAUGUGUAAUGGAUAGGUCUGACACUUUUAUUAAACUGUUCUUGGCCAUAGGCGUACGGGCACGAAGGAAAAAAUUAGGGGGGCGGCCUAAAAUUUACAUUUCCCAAAAUUCCUGUCGACGUUGGGGGGGGGGGGGGGUGAGAAAAGACAAACAUUUUUGAAAGCUAUAAUAAGUCAAUACCACACUUUGUACGCCUAUAUAUGUGUUCUCCCUACAGUUUCUGCGAAGUUCAUCCUUCAUUGGUCCUAUGUGUGUCGUUAGGAUGGCACAUGCAAUAACUACUUCAUGUUCCACCAACCAAUCUAACAUCAACACCAAUCUUACUGUUUCGUAUGAUAUUUCUAGACUCGUUCAUCGUAUAGACAAUAUAUGAUCGAUGUAAUGGUGUUGUUUGGUGCUGAUCAGAAGAAAGCUGAGGAACAAAUGGAACAAGUUUACUUAUUGGAAGAAAAAAUUGCGACGGUAUGAUACAAACUCAUUGAAUUGGAGACACGAAAGACUCGAAAGGGUUAUUCAAGAUGGGCUUCAACUAGUAACGUCGAAAAGAGAUCAGGAUUAAGGGUUCCAGGAAUUUUCAGAUUUAUUCUUCCAGGCGUAAAUCCGUCAGAUGUCUUCUUAAGUCCUGUUCAAACCAUCAACAAAUAUAUGGAGCCGGGGGCGUGUUGAAACGGCUGUAUAAUUUUAUUUCUUAUUUCGGUUUUCUAUUAUUCGUUUAAGGUUUUUAGGGAGAAUACAGGAUUUCCACAAUCAUCGACUAUUAGUCAACUUUCCGACUAUACAAAGGUGAGUUGAAGUUGUAACCUACCCCAGUACCCCUAUCAAUCCCCACCCCACCCUCCAGGCCCUGUUGCACCAGGGGUGGAUCACUGAAUCACACACAAGAUAUUAUCGUAGAUCUUAACCUCCAUAUAGUAAGUGUUGGAUAUCAUGUUUUCGUUCUAGUUUGACUGGUACUCGUUUUUAACGGUAAUAACAGCAAACCAAAAUUAUAAUUUGUCAAAAGAUGAGGUUGUUUUGGUCAGAACUAAAGACGUGAUGAGAGGAGUCGCAGCUUUAAUAAAUGGCACCGAUAAGGCGUAAGUUUGCUGAACUUCUACCUGGAUAUGUUCAUGCGAGGAUAAAAGCGCUGACUAAACGGAAAAGAAGCAUGAAUUAAAAGGAAGGGAAGAAAAAAGCAGGGAAGGAUGGUGAAGGAAAGGGGAAAAGGAAGAUGAAAAGAAAAAUGAGAGGUUGUAAUUAAGAAAGGAAAGAUUGAUGAAGGUGUGGAUAGAAGCGAGAAUGAAACGAAGGAAAGAAAGAAGGAGUGGACAGAUGAAAGGAACAAUAAAAAGAUAAAGCAAGGAAGAAAGGAUAUAUGCAUAGACAGAAGAAAGAAAAGGAACAAGAAAGAAAGGAAGUAGGGAUGAGAGGAGUUAGGAAUAAUGAAGGGAAGAGUAAAUGUAAGACGUAUGUACGAAUGGGUAGAAAGAGGAAGGAAGGAAGGAAGGAAGGAAGGAAGGAAGGAAGGAACGAGAGAGAGAGAGAGCGAAAGAGGGAGGGUGGGAAGGAGAAGGGAGGGAAGUGAAAACAAGAGAAGAGUGGAAGAAUCAGAAGAACUAAAUAACAAACGAAGGAACGAAUGAAGCAAUAAAAGGUAAUCAUUCUCUUCAAACGUAGUCGUUAUUUAAUUGAACUGUAUAUUGAGCCAAAAUGUAUUUUUUAUGCAGAAUUAUAUCAAAUUACAUUGCAUGGGUAGCAAUCGAGGAUGUGAUCCAACAUUUACCAGAUGAUUACGUAGACGCACGUUUGGCUUACAAAAAACGUAUUCAUGGCCAAACAUACGAAGACAAGGAGCGCUGGGAUUUCUGUUACGAAGCUGCGAAGACAGCGUUUCCAAUGUCGAUUGGACUCAUGUUUGUUGACGAGAAAUUGGACCCCGGGGCGAAAACAAGGGUAGGAAAUUGCAAGUUAAAUAAAUUCGAAAGUUUUAUCUUUUUGUCACGUAUGUUUAGGUUUUUAAACCUAAUCUUACUAAUUAAUCUUAACCCUUAAGUCUUAACUGUACAUAUGCACAGCAAAUUAGUUAUUUGAUUUGCUUCAGAUUAACUAGUCAGCCUCUGCAUGAUUUGUGAACUAUAAAAUAUUGAUAUAAUGCCAAAGAAAAUGAUAAUGAAUGGAAAUAACAAAAGAGAACAAAUUACAAAGUAUGUGUGGGAGGAGCGUCGAUUACUAUACCUAUUAACUCACUUGCUAUACCUUGUCCUGGUGUAAUAUGAUUGCUACAUCAGAAAAUAACAACCUGUAUAUUCACUAUUCUUUUAUAUUAUUAGGCUAAAGAAAUAUUUGAAGAAAUCAUAAGUGAGUUUGUGUCAGAGCUGGAUGAUCAAACUUGGAUGGAUGACGCUACGAGAGCGAAAGCAAAAGAAAAGGUAAAAUUAUGUAGAUAACGAAAAAUGUGAUCUUUCUUUCUUUCCUUCCUUCCUUCCUUCCUUCCUUCCUUCCUUCCUUCCUUCCUUCCUUCCUUCCUUCCUUCCUUCCUUCCUUUCUUUCUCUCUUUCUUUUCUUUCUUUCUUUCAUCUACAUUCAUCCUGCUAUUCAUCCAUCCUUCCUUGAACUUAAUACUGUUUUUUUUUCUUUAAAUAUGUGUUUUUGUAUUUCCCUAUCCCUAGCUUUUGUAUCAAUUAAUUCAUGUAUAUUGUACUUCGUAUUUUUGCAGGCUGAGGCAUCGCUGAGUUUGGUGGGAUAUCCAGAUUUUAUCAAAGAUGAAGAAAUGUUGAAUGCAGAAUACGAGACAGUUAGUAAUUUUUAUAUUCAAAGCGACGCGACCUAAGGUUACCUGUACCAUGCACCUGUACCAUGCAGUUCUAUAAUAUUACCAUGCAAUUCUAUAAUUAUUUCGCUUCAUUCGCAUAUGCGAUGAGUUUUUACGGCAUAUUUGAUAUUUUGACCGCGGGUACUCUAAUUUCCUCCUGCAGUAACACUCAUGCAGUAUUAAAGUCUGGUCCCUACUGGACCUCUAGGAAUAACAUUUUAGAAAACAUUGUACCAGUAUGGGAUUGCGCUAGUACUAAAUAUCUAGGAAGAACAACUCUGAAGAACUGAUGGAACUAUCCGGUAUAAAUAAAGUUGAUUUAUAGUAGUUUAUAUUUAUUUAGAAAAAAAAUACAACAUUCACUGUUUCUUUUCAGAUUCAAGUAAACCGAAGCGAAUAUCUUAAAACAGUUUUCUCAAUAAAGAAGAUUGGGUUUCUGACACUAAUCGCAGAUUACAAGAAACCUGUGGAUAAGAAUCAGUAUGGUUCAAUAAUUUUGUUUUUAAUUUUGAUCAUGAAGCCUUGAUUUACAUCUCAAUUAGGAAAUGCACACACAACUGUUCCAUUCAAGAUCGCGCCGCCCUCAAAUAAGCCCGCAUCAAAUGUAUAAAACUUAAAGAGUGCGCUUAAAAUGAAGACAAAAACUUUCUUGGACUCCAGACAUGUAUUUCUUCUGAAUUCUCUUUUGAGUUUUAUAACUAUAAUUUCUAGAAUCAGACAGUCACCAGCGGAUGUCAAUGCAUUCCACUAUAGUUCGGAGAACAAAAACAGUAAGUAAGGAUUAAUUUAGCCGCUCGCAGCCUGAAAUUUAGAAGGGGAAAAUUUUCCCCUUCUAAAUUUCAGGCUGCGAGCAGGCUAGGAUUAAUUAUGUUUUUGGCAAUACGAUUAAAUCGCCGCGAGAAAAUUGUGCCAGUGGCUGGAUUGGUUCCUACAUUUUCGCGGCGAAUCGUUUUGCUAUAGCCAAUCACAUUGUUGAAAUGUAUUUUUCGCUUGGUGCAAACAAAUUUGCCCAGCAAUGUUGGUCAACUGCCAGUUAUAUUAAAAUGGUAAAAUAAUUUAUUUAUUCUUCUUUUUCAUUAGUAUUUCUGGCGGGAAUUCUGCGCGCACCAUUCUACGACGAUGGAAAUCUCAGGUAUUUAUUGUUAACUUGGGGAAAUCUGCCCUCUCAGAUUUACAAGCUUUUAAAAUGCGAUAAAUUUUAUUUUAUAGAGCGUCAAAUUAUGGCGGAUUCGGAAUGAUAGCCGGUCAUGAAUUGACUCACGGAUUUGAUGCAAGUGGUACGUACGUUUUCUUCCCCCUACAGUGUUCGCGCCUUUGGCGCUCCACUCCCCCCUCCCACUUUGUAAACCCUGGCUACGACACUGGAGCAUGUUACAAAUUGUUAACAGCUUUUUCCAAACCUGUUGACAACCUGGGACAAGCAGUGCGAACACAACUUGUUGACGACUUGUUAGCAAACUUGCUACAAGAUGUGAGAUUUUUGCUCCAAAUCACGUGGACAUGCAUGUCCAUUUAAAACAAAAUUGGCUCCUUCUCUAAACAGCUGAGUACUGCUCCAGUUGCAAACAUCCUGAAAACUAAGAACAAACUUCGAGCCGUUUCCAGCGAGGGCCUUACGUCUGGAAGUUAGUACUCGCUUCCUGACACAAACUUCAACCGAAACUGCAUCACACACGCAAGCCCACAAAUUGUCAAUUCUUUGCUGCUUACACAGGCAUCCAGUAGUUUACGGUUAUCGUAUUUUAAGGUCGUAGGUUUGACAAGGAUGGCAAUUUUCGUAAUUGGUGGACAAGAAAUUCAUCGCUUGAAUUUGAUAAAAAAAGCUUGUGUUUCGUGAAGCAAUAUGGCGAGUUUGAAAUGUUUGGAAAGAAGGUAUCAUUUUGACCAUAUAUUUACUUAUUAUUAGUGUCAUUAAUUACUAUAAAAAGUAAACGUUUUACAGCUAAUUCAACGAAGGUUGUCAUUUCAUAGGCCUGCUUCAAACGUAGUGCUUCUCGUGUGCCGAACGCAUUAGAAACAAUAGCCAAUGAGACAUUUCAGCUGAUUAUCUAUUGUUUUUAAUGCGUUCGGCACAUCAGAAGCGCGACGUUUGAAACAGGCCUUAGCCAUGCAUGAAACCUCAACCUCUUUCAAAACAAAAAUAUAUUCGCGCAAUUCCGCGCAAGCACAAGUAGACGGCCGAAAAAAAUUUGUGCAAGCUGAAAAUCUUCCCCCCCCCAUCACUUUUCUUAUGGUUCGCCCCUUAGACCUGGCUACCCAGUGUAAAUAAAUUGAGUUUUCUUGUCUCUAUCUUUCAUAGUUGAAUGGACAAUCAACACUCGGUGAAAAUACUGCGGAUAAUGGAGGCCUGAAAUUCGCUUAUGAGGUUAGACAUGAAUAUAGACAUAACAUUUUGCUAAUGCAAUUAGUUGGUUAUUCUAAACUCCCAACUACCGGCUUUAUAUGAUUUCUUUUUUAGGCUUACAAACGCUGGGUUGCAAGGAAUGGCGAAGAACAAAAUCUUCCUGGACUAGACUACACACCACAUCAACUAUUCUUUGUUGCAUAUGCACAGGUACGAACUUUAUAUUAGAUAUUAAAGAAAUUAUUGAUGUAGUUUAGAAAUUAUUGUUAUCUUCUAGUACAACUUAUUGCACAUUUCGAGACAUGCUUUCGCUCGCUUCUCGGUAUUUCCAGGGGUGGUCUAAAGUUCUUUUAUACUCGAGGACGAGGGAGACGGAAAAUUCUCCAUUCAAAGGAUUUUGGACAUAUUAUAUAAAUCGCACAUUCUUAAUUUUUCUAGGGAUGGUGUUCAAAGUAUACUCUUCAAGGUGCUUUGGACCAACUCGAUAACAAGCCAUGGCCACCAAUGAAUCUGAGGUAUAUUUGAACGUAUAGAUCGACAGUAUAUCAAUAUUAAUCAGUUAUAUGGUUAGGAUCUGAUUAGGACAAGGUUAUGUUUAGAGUUGAGGUGAGAGUGAGGAUUAGGGUUAGGUAAGGAAAAAGAUUAUAUACAACUCAUCUGACUUGUAAACAACACACAAAACUUAUUUCCUUCCAACCUAUUUCUUCCCAUUACUGAACAUGACUUGGUCACCGAAACAAUUCAUUUUUAACGCAUGCGUUUCAUGUUUCUCUAUUUAGGGUUGAGGGAGCAAUUAUGAAUUCCAAGGGAUUUGCAGAGGCAUUUCAGUGUCCUCGAGGGUCACGCAUGAACCCUGUGAAGAAAUGCAGUGUUUGGUAAUCUGUAGAUUUUAAGGUGGCUUGCCGACGUUUUGCAAAAGCUUUGAACUAGUAACAACUUAACUAUUUUGCCUUCAAAUUGUACAGCACCUUUUAAAUGGUGAAAAUUUUCCUCAUUCCAUUUAGUAUUACUAACGUUCGAUACGAAUUAAUUUGUAAAUUUAAGGUAGCGUUUAUAGCUAUAUGACAUUUUUGUACAAACCUACCACUGUAAGUAUGUGGGGAUCUACGAAUCACUUCAAAUCCUCUACCACAAAAAGAGGAAAUUACCCCUAAUUAAAAUGCACAUAGAAUCUUUGAUAAAAAACAUUGAUAUUGUAAACUACACAUUAUGCUCUCCAGAAUAGGGAAGUAAAUAAAGCAAUUCAUUGGAAAAUUUCCAGUAUGUGUGCAACCAUGCAUAUGCUCCAAUCUUGUCCUG